Cataglyphis hispanica is the source of this 4067-nucleotide messenger RNA. RefSeq names its product solute carrier family 41 member 1. The record is from RefSeq and is a predicted model, not a curated record. NCBI's taxonomy places the organism in Eukaryota, Metazoa, Arthropoda, Insecta, Hymenoptera, Formicidae. The coding region runs from base 480 to 2183 and encodes 567 amino acids. Gene Ontology annotation, biological process: monoatomic cation transport. Gene Ontology annotation, molecular function: monoatomic cation transmembrane transporter activity. The transcript has 9 exons. Gene Ontology annotation, cellular component: plasma membrane.
UCGCUCAACAAAGACAAGGAGUACUGACAAUCGAGCUACGGCCUCCUUUUAUCAGUCAAGCCGAACCGUGCGUGGCACGCGGACAUUUCCGUGUACUCUAAAGAGGGAAACCCGGCUUUUUUCUCAUCACACAUAAAGUGUACAAUAUUUAAUAACACUGGAAGUUCCGAAGUGCUUGAACUCAUUGUGGGUGAUUUUACGCGAAUCGUCGAAGAGGGUGCGCGUUAGACUUUGGAGUUACAGAGCAUUUAAGAGCAAAGUGAAACCAGACUCAUUGCUCAAACUGUUAGUAUCGUCAUUGUUACCAUUGUUGGCAGAUUCUCCAGGAACGAGGAUUCCACCGGUUAAAUUCGACACGCUGGCGCAGAUUAAAUGUGAGCUUUCUACAUCGAAGCUUGCGGAAAUAGGCAGAUCCGACGUGAAAUUGUCACAAGUCGAUCCUAAAGUGGAUAACAACCUACGUCAGCAUCGGAUUCAAUAUGGUGGUCGCUAUUCCGGACUCGCGAACUGAUCCGGUAUUGUUGAAUGGCAUAGGAAUAACAGUACCGAAUAACAGCAACAGUAGCAACGAUGACAAUCUAACAGACGAUACCAGAAGAGUCAGGGAUCAGGCCUUCACUAUACUUCGUGUCAUAACGCCGGCCAGUAAGAAUACCUAUACAUUGAAAUUCGAAAACAUGGACAAAACCAACGAUAAGAAACUAAACAUGGGCAACAUCAAUGCGGAACCUGUCGUUAUGAAAAAAGUCGCCGCGGGUUUGAAGACAAUCAACGGUCAAAAAGAUAAGAAAGACAUGCCUGGCGGGAACGGAUCUCUUUCCAGCGGUAGCUCCAUGGUGACAAUCUCUUCAGUUGCCAUUUCGGAUCCUGAUCCGGACUAUCGUGCAGACCCGAAUGGACAUGGAGACAAAAGAAACAUCAGGAAUGAAAAAUGGUAUCACACGAUUCUUCAAGUCUCAGUGCCUUUUUUUAUCGCUGGAAUGGGCACUAUCGGUGCUGGUCGCGUUCUCACUAGUGCAAAGGACUUGGAAGCUUUUAAAGAAGUCCCCCAAUUGUUAAUUCUCACUACAGCACUACAAGGUUUAAAGGGUAAUCUCGAUAUGUGCUUGGCGUCGCGAUUGUGCACUCAAGCGAAUUUAGGCAACAUGAAGGAUCGACGGGAGAUCAUCAAGAUGAUCAUCGGUAACCUCGCCUUGGUCCAGAUCCAAGCGAUAGUCGCGGCCAUCUGCCUAUCGCUAUUCGGAAUGGGAAUAGGCGCGAUCAAUGGAAACGGUUUCAUCUGGAAUCACGCGUUACUGUUGGCGGUUUCGUGCAUGUGCACAGCAACCAGUUCCUGCUUUAUCUUAGAUUUUGUCAUGAUUGCCGUAAUCAUGAUAUCUUAUCGAUUCAAGAUGAAUCCGGAUAAUCUAGCAACUCCUUUGGCUGCAUCUAUCGGUGAUGUUGUAUCCAUUAGUAUCCUCUCGGCCAUAGCCUCGGAAUUUUUCAGCAGAUUGAAAGUCGAAAUAUGGGUGCUAUACGUUGUUUUCGCAUUUUUUUUGAUAGUCUUACCAGUUUGGAUCCUGAUCGUAUUAAAGAAUAAAUACACGAGAAGUGUGUUGAAAUCCGGCUGGGUUCCUAUUCUAUCCGCUCUUUUAAUCAGUGGCGGAGGUGGAUUGGUUCUUGAAAGAAUGGUUGAUUCUUAUGAUGGAUUUGAAGUUUUCCAACCAGUUAUUAACGGAAUUGGCGGCAAUUUAGUAUCGGUGCAAGCGUCUCGAAUGUCAACUAUGUUACAUCAAUCCUCUAUCAUGGGAAUUUUACCGCCGCACGGAAAAAUUUGGGUGUUUCCAUGGGCGGCCCUCUUCGUAGGAUCGCCAUAUGCGAAAACCGCUAGAUUACUCGUUGCAAUGGCAAUUCCUGGUCAAUUGAUUUUCGUCUUCAUCGCCGAUGCAUUGAACCCAGGCGAUUGUACGAUGCAUGCAUAUUUCGUAAUCUCCUAUAUAGUCGUUUCAGUGUUACAGGUAAUGGUUCUGUUAUACGUUGCACACAUAAUUAUUCACGCAAUGUGGAGGUACAAAAUCGAUCCUGAUAACUCAGCGAUCCCCUAUUUAACGGCACUAGGUGAUCUCAGCGGAUCACUGCUCCUAGCAUUAGCCUUUUUCUUCACACAUUCGAUAAUAUCUCAACCAUAUUGUACCGAAAAAUGACUCCGUGAUAAAAUAUAAAACCGAAAUUUGAACUUAAAAGCAAGGUAGAUAUAAAUACAGCGCGCAAAGAAUUUUUAAUGAUGGCAAGGUUUGUCAUUAUAAAACGUCAAAAUCGUUGAUUGCAUGCUUGAACUAUCAAAACAAUACGAAUGCGCUGUCAUGAUAUGGCAUUUAUUCAGAGUGAUUCGCAAAAUCCAGCGAGAAGUGAUGGUCUAAUAAUAUUAACAAUAAGAUGUAGGACGAAAUACUCAGAGAUAUAUAUAUUUAUGUUGUUAAUUCUAAAAUAUAAAAAAGGGAGAGAGAAUUAUUAAUUACAUUGUUUGCAUAAAUACAUGAUCUGCAAUUGACGAGACAGAAGCCAUUCAAAUCGAUCAGUCAAGCUCAAUACGAUAAUUUUUUAGCUAUAAUUGUUGAAAGCAGAGUUUUUUGAUAUAUCACGCUUUUUUUUUUUUUUGACGCAAGGUAAAGAACUUCUCGCAAAUCGAGGUCUAAUCAAAUUAAAAGCGAACAGGAAUUCAAAGAGAGAAUCUAAAAGGGAAUUAAAAGCAUUUUAAAUUUUUGAAAUAUUUAUAUAUAUUUUACAAGUUUGAAAAUUAUUAUAAAUUUUGAAGAUUCCAUUGAAAGCGUUACUUUGCGUUUUAGAUAUAUAUUCAUACUUGCGUUUCUUUCGACGAGAGUUAAACGUCAGACUUAGAAUAGAAGGAAACACGGUCGCAUUGUGAUGUGUUUUAACUAUAAGCGAUAAUGAUCAUAAUUUAUAAAACGGUGACCGUGAAGAAAUAUGAAUAAGCGAAUAUUGUUGCCAAGGAUUCCGUAUUGUCCAUGUUAAGAGAUUUAUUACAAGAUAUUCGGAAUAUUUGUUUUGUCGCGGCGAAUGAGACAUUAUUUAAUUGUGCAAUCAUAUACCUGCAACGCAAUUGCGGUUCAAUUAAAGCGGCGGCUCGAUUUAUCUGCUUACUAUUAAAACAAAUGUUGAUUGUCAUUUCUCAUCACUGCCAUACAUAUAUCUUAUUUAAUUACGCAAUAUGUCUUCAGAACACACGUUGCGUAAGGCUUGGACAAUGCCGAGUAAUUAGAUUAUAUCAAUUAUUUGUCUUUAAACGCACGCGAGAAAUUCGCAUUUCGAUUAUUCAUUCUUAACCCGUUCAUAAGCGUCAUAAAAAAAAAAAUAUUUCACACUGCUUGCGACGGAAAUUUUUUUAUUAGAAUUAUCAUUUAGUAUUUUUAAAUUUAUUAAUAUAAUUUUAUUAAUAUCUCUUUAUUUAUUAUAAAAACUUUUAAAAAAUUAAAAUAUUUGUUGCAAAUAAAAUUAACAGAAAGAAUUGCAACGAAAGUUAAUAUUCAAUAUGCUACAAUAAUGUGAAGUUUAUUCAAAUCAUUUAUAAAGAUAUUUUUUUAAAAACAGAUUAUUUUUAAAUGUUUAAAUAUUUUUUGUACAUAUUUUAGUUAUAUAUUUUUUAAAUAAUUCCACAAUCAUUGAAAAGAAUUAACGAUCGUGAAUUUGAUCUUGUAUAGAAAUUGUUCAUGUUUGCUGGAAUUUGACAAAUUCAAGCAAUUUUAGCCAAGAAAAUAAUAUAAAUAGACGUUAAAUGUAUUUUAUGGAUUUAUAUUCUUUUAGCAUAUAUAUGUUCUAAAUUAGAAUACAAAAAAUUAAGUGAUUAAAAUAAUUUUGAAGAAAAUAUAUAUAUAUCUCAUAUUUUAAUAAAGGAUAUAAUUGAAGUCUGGCGUAUUUCGUCAAAUGAAUGCAAAGUUAAUGCGUUUUCCCAACAAUAUUGUAAUGUUUUAGUAUUAUUCACGUUUUAAUGUAACAUAAUCACGGACAGAAGAUCCUUUAAUUGCUUACCUGUCUUUCCAAUAAGUGUAAAUAUACAUAAAUUGCAUGUA